GGGCUUGUUUCUUUCUCUUCUUUUUCUUUCUUUCCGAGUACAUGGCUUAUGUUUGCCUUCUCUCGUUUGCAGGCAAAUGGAUCGGUCGGAUGAUAUAGUCGGGACAUCUUAUUCGGCUGCGGAUCAUUUCAGUGAUGCACUGAAGUUUCCUAUGGCCAAUUUUCCCUCGUUGCUGACCGAGGCCGACUUGAAGUCUUUUCGGCUGAAAUAUCAAAUUCACCGAUCGUGGGAUAUCUACCCGGCUGUCGCAAACGACUGUAUCUAUCAUACUCCCGAGUCGGAGGAAGGCCAUAGGUGUGUGGGCAUCUCCGAAAAUGCCUUUAAGUGUGGCUUUCGGCUUCCGAUGCUCCCCUUGCUGAAGAAGCUACUAAAGCAGACGGGGAUCGCCCUGGGUCAGUUGGACCCGAAUGGGUUCACGUAUAUAAACGUCUUCCAGCAUCGGUGUCUGAUGGCUGGCGUGUCCCCUCGGCCGGCUCUUUUCUGGAAUCAUCAUGAUUUCAAGAAGAAUUCCAAGAGUAAUGGUUUCUAUACCAUCGGCCGUAAGACUAGCCGGCCGAAUUGGUGUGAGACCAACUCAAGCAACAAGGGGACCCACGAGCGCUGGUUCUUCUUGGGGGGUCAUUCGAUCCACAAGUUCUCGACGUGGAGAGAGGUUGACCCCUCGAUCAUCACUACUCCCGUCCUUGUCGGCAAGGAUCUGGAGGACUUUGAAAAGCUGAGCAAAGUCCAGGAACCGAACCGGAUUUUGUUGUCGAUGAGUCGGGAGAAGGAGUGGCUUUUCACUCUUUGGGGUAGUGACGGUAUUCUUUCUUUUGCUUCAAUGCUUCUCCUUUAAUAGCCGAUUACUUUGCUUAAUAUUUUGUGCCGUUUUAACACUUGUUUUCUUGUGCAGUGUCUUCCCGAACUGAGGCCCUGAAGCGGAAAACCGCGAAGGCGAUGGCGGCCAGGAAGGAGGCCGAAGCAAAGGCUCGCGGUGAGACGACCGUCGGGGCCAUAGUUCAGGCCGAUGCUUCCAGGGAGAAGACUCCCGAGGUCGGUCGUGUGGAUGGGCCAGCCGAGAAAACUUCCGAGGUUGUGGAGGUUUCGGCUGUGGAUGUUCCCAGGAAGAGGAACAGGCCGGACGGCUCGUCUGAAGUCCGGCCUUAUGCCCCGGAGUGGUCGGUUCUGUCGACCGACUCAAUUGCGAUCCUUGCUCCUGACCGGAUUAAGGAUGUCGCAGGCGAUUUCUGCCGAUCGCAGAUCUUGCCGGCCGACCGAGGAACUUACGAGUCGGCGACUGCUCUGCAAGCGUGCGAGCAGUUGAUGUGCUUCUUAUCUCUGGCUUCUCCUUGGGCAGCGGCGGUGACCGAUAAGGUUCAAGACAUGCAGAAGCAGAUGGCGGGGGUCAACGCUCUUACCAUCCGCGCCAAUCUGGCCGAAGAAACCUUGGCGGCCCUACAGACCGAACUGACUGCUGCCCAUCAGGAUGUGAAGGACCUUCGGGAGUCAGAGGGUCGCUUGAAGGGGCAAGUUGAUACCCUGACUCGGAGGGUUCAGCGUCGGAACUUGGCGUUGAAAGCCGCCCGGAAGAAGGAGAAGAAGGCCAAGAAGCUCCUGGAGAAGACAGAGGAUCGGUUCCUCGAUAUCGGGUAUGACGAGGCUGUUCGUCGGGCCCAUAAGGAAGGCCUGGAUCAUAAGCUCCUUCUGGAUGAAGGUGCUUCGGAUCCGGUCGGCCGUGAUGAUCCGGACGAGCCACUGGUCGUCUCUUCUGAUCCCGAGACUGAUUACUCGGAGUAGUUUUUUGUAGAUUUUUCUUUUUAUUUGUAAGCAUUUGGGCCUUCGGGCUUCUGUAAAAACAAUUUGCCUUCGGGCUU
Daucus carota subsp. sativus is the source of this 1853-nucleotide messenger RNA. RefSeq lists its product as uncharacterized. The record is from RefSeq and is a predicted model, not a curated record. The coding region runs from base 937 to 1776 and encodes 279 amino acids. The transcript is spliced from 2 exons. Lineage: Eukaryota; Viridiplantae; Streptophyta; Magnoliopsida; Apiales; Apiaceae.